Molecule: messenger RNA, 820 nt
Organism: Prionailurus viverrinus (fishing cat)
Lineage: Eukaryota; Metazoa; Chordata; Mammalia; Carnivora; Felidae
Gene: TNFSF14
Product: TNF superfamily member 14
Exons: 4
Coding region: 92-820 (242 amino acids)
Biological process (GO): immune response
Cellular component (GO): membrane
Molecular function (GO): tumor necrosis factor receptor binding
Source: RefSeq, a predicted model, not a curated record
GUGCGAAGCCCAGAAGCAUUGGGCAAUCGUGGUUUCCUCCCUGCCCUCAGGGACCCAGCCGUGCGAGCCCAGCCCCGAGGUGUCUCAGGACAUGGAAGAGACGGUUGUGCGGCCCUCAGUGUUUGUGGUGGACGGACAGACAGACAUCCCAUUCACACGGCUGGGGCCCAGCCGCCGCCAAAGACAGCCCUGCAGUGCAUCCCAGCUGGGCCUGGGCCUCCUGCUGCUGCUGCUGGCGGCUGGGCUGGCCGUCCAGGGCUGGUUCCUGCUGCAGCUGCACUGGCGUCUGGGGGAGAUGGUCACACCCCUGCUGGAUGGAGAAGCAGAAUCCUGGAAGCAGCUGACCCAAGGACGAAGGUCCCUCCAGGCCAACCCAGCAGCACACCUCACAGGUGCCAACUCCAGCCUGACGGGCAGCGGGGGCCCGCUGCUCUGGGAGACAAAGCUGGGCUUGGCCUUCUUGAGGGGCCUCAGCUACCGUGACGGCUCCCUGGUGAUUGCCCGGGCCGGCUACUAUUACAUCUACUCCAAGGUGCAGCUGGGGGGCGUGGGCUGCCCGCAGGGGCUGACCAGCGGCCUGCCCAUCACGCACGGCCUCUACAAACGCACACCGCGCUACCCCGAGGAGCUCGAGCUGCUGGUCAGUCGGCGGUCACCCUGUGGGCGAGCCACCGGCCCCCGCGUCUGGUGGGACAGCAGCUUCCUGGGAGGCGUGGUGCACCUGGACGCUGGCGAGGAGGUGGUCGUCCGUGUGCCGGAUGAGCGCCUGGUCCGGCUCCGUGACGGGACCCGCUCCUACUUUGGGGCCUUCAUGGUGUAA